Chrysochloris asiatica (Cape golden mole) is the source of this 1284-nucleotide messenger RNA. RefSeq names its product forkhead box B2 (gene FOXB2). Gene Ontology annotation, molecular function: RNA polymerase II cis-regulatory region sequence-specific DNA binding; DNA-binding transcription factor activity, RNA polymerase II-specific. NCBI's taxonomy places the organism in Eukaryota, Metazoa, Chordata, Mammalia, Afrosoricida, Chrysochloridae. The transcript has a single exon. Bases 1 to 1284 code for a protein of 427 amino acids. Gene Ontology annotation, biological process: cell differentiation; anatomical structure morphogenesis; regulation of transcription by RNA polymerase II. The record is from RefSeq and is a predicted model, not a curated record.
AUGCCUCGGCCGGGGAAAAGCUCGUAUAGCGACCAAAAGCCGCCCUACUCGUAUAUCUCACUGACUGCUAUGGCUAUUCAGCACUCUGCAGAGAAGAUGCUGCCGCUGAGCGACAUUUACAAGUUCAUCAUGGAGCGCUUCCCUUACUACCGUGAGCACACGCAGCGUUGGCAGAACAGCCUUCGCCACAACCUCUCCUUCAACGACUGCUUCAUCAAGAUCCCGCGACGGCCGGACCAGCCUGGAAAGGGCAGCUUCUGGGCGCUGCACCCCGACUGCGGCGACAUGUUCGAGAACGGCAGCUUCUUGCGGCGCCGUAAACGCUUCAAGGUGUUGCGUGCGGACCACGCUCACCUGCACGCUGGCAACACCAAGAGUGCGCCGGGCGCCGGACCAGGAGGGCACCUUCAUCCCCACCAUCCCCACCACCACCACCAUCACCACCACGCUGCUGCGCAUCACCAUCACCAUCACCAUCACCCACCCCAGCCUCCACCGCCGCCGCCGCCGCCGCACAUGGUACACUAUUUCCACCAGCAGCCGCCUACUGCUCCGCAACCGCCGCCUCACCUCUCGUCGCAGCCACAGCCACAGCCACCCCAGCAGUCGCAGCCGCAUCAGCCGUCCCAUCCUGGCAAGAUGCAGGAGGCCGCAGCCGUGGCCGCAGCCGCCGCAGCCGCAGCGGCCGCAGCCGUGGGCAGCGUGGGGCGCCUGUCGCAGUUUCAGCCUUACGGGCUGGGCUCUGCCGCCGCCGCCGCCGCAGCUGCCGCUGCAUCCACGUCGGGCUUCAAGCACCCGUUCGCCAUUGAGAACAUCAUCGGCCGAGACUACAAGGGCGUACUGCAGGCCGGCGGGUUGCCCUUGGCGUCCGUCAUGCACCACCUAGGCUACCCAGUGCCUGGCCAACUCGGCAACGUAGUCAGCUCCGUGUGGCCGCACGUCGGUGUCAUGGAUUCGGUGGCCGCAGCCGCUGCCGCUGCUGCCGCUGCGGGCGUCCCUGUGAGCCCGGAGUAUGGGGCCUUCGGUGUGCCGGUCAAGGCCCUGUGUCAUUCAGCAAGUCAAAACCUGCCUGCAGUGCCCGUGCCCAUCAAACCCACGCCCGCACUGCCGCCGGUGGCCGCACUGCCGCCGGCGCUCACCAUCCCAGCCGCAACUCAGCAGCCGCCCGCACCGUCCACUGUGUGCCCGGCUACAGCAUCGCCCGCUGCCUCUCUGCAGCCCACAGCCCCGAGUACCGCGGACAGCAAGGGCAGCGCCCUGCACUCCGUGCUAGUACAUUCCUAG